AUGUUGGUCGAGGGUGACUUCCUCUCCCCCUCCUUCCUCCCCGCGUGCACAAAGCACAAUGAUGUCAACACCCCCUUCUUCCUCCACACGUCCCUGAUCCUUUUCGCGACCAUCGCGAGCAUCCGCACUCCUCGCACCCCGCGGCGCGUGGGUCAGCUUCGGGCUGUUGCUGUUGCCGCAGGCGGUGGCGGAGUGUUCACUCAAGCAGAUGCUGGCGGCCACGGAGGCACUUCUGGCCAAGCUCCGCAGGUUGCCAAGUUAGUUGGUGGCAGGUAA
Messenger RNA from Gloeophyllum trabeum ATCC 11539, 276 nucleotides. RefSeq lists its product as uncharacterized. NCBI's taxonomy places the organism in Eukaryota, Fungi, Basidiomycota, Agaricomycetes, Gloeophyllales, Gloeophyllaceae. The transcript is spliced from 2 exons. The record is from RefSeq and is a predicted model, not a curated record. The coding region runs from base 1 to 276 and encodes 91 amino acids.